AUGGAACUGCGGGCUUCGCAUGCUCUAGAGGCGUUUAGAACGGAUCUGAGCGUGCGGCUGGAGCGGGAGAAGCUGAGACUGAGACGGGAGGCGAAGCAUGCUUUAGAGAGGUAUGAGAUUGAGCUGGAUAUUAAGGUGGAAAGAGGUGGAGUCUUGAGAGUGGACCUGCAGAUUAGCAACUUCGGGGAAAGUUCCUCGGAGCUCCCGAGGUUGACACUGGGGGGCCCAGGGGGGGAGGGGGAGGGGGCGGGGCUGGCGGGGGACUGGAUGGGGCGCGGGGGGGCGAAGCCGGGGCAGAGACGGUCGCGGAAUCGCAACAGCCAGAAGGCGGCCCGGCAGCCGAAUGACGUGGCGGAUUAUUACUCCGAGUGGAGCGAGUCAGGAUCGGAGCUGGAGCUAGCGGAUAGGGAGUUCAGGGCAGGGGGCGGCAGGAAGGGGAUAGACAACGGAGACGAGCUCUUGAUGAGGAAGGCGUGCCCUUCAGUGAGCGGGCAUCUAUGGUGGAGCAAGCGAAGCUGUUUGCAGCGGAGCAGCAGAAGUACCUCAAGGAGCGCCAGGCUUCUCUUCUCUCUUGACGACUCUCCUACAGCUCGUGACAUGGACGCACGGGGUGACUUGAGGGCUGAAGGAAGGGUGGAGGGGAGGAUGGCGCGGGAUAUGGAGGGGAGGGAAGGGCGAGAGGUGGAGGGCCGAGGGGGGAGGGAAGCGGGAGGGAGAGCAACGGCAGCGGGUCAUCGGCUGUCAAAGCUGCAAGAUGAAUCGGGUGUUGGGAGCGGCAGCGGCAGAGAGCAGGCGUCUCGGCAAAGAGGAGCGUACAGUGGCUCUGCUCAGCAUCAGCAGGGCCGCCGCUCCUCAAUGGACCUUAGCUCGCGACUUCCCGCAGCAUGCGACUCGACGGGCGACACCUCUCUGUCAGGCAACGGUGCUGCUAGGCCCGCCAGCACGACGACGAUGGCGGUGAUGGGCCCCUCGUGGCCGCAUUCCGAUUCGUCGUUCGACUCGUCGCAACACUGGCUGGCGAAUCCUAGCGAUUCGCAGAACGUACCCCCGGCGACGCCCGAUUUUCAUCGCCCUCAUCGCUCGCUCGCCUCCCCGCCAAAUGCGGCCAGCGCUCCUGCUGAGACUGACGCGGCUGGUUCCCUUCGGGCGAACCGGCUUCUGAGGAUUCCGCCAGUCGCGCCGCAACGCACGCUUCCCGGAUUAAGCAUCACUCCAAAGAAAGCGAAUAAGAAAGCCCUGGUUCACCGCGGGCCGGAUGGGUCGAUCCCGGUGCAGAUUAACGCGGGAAAUGCGCCGGUUUUCACGGCAGAGAAAGCGCGGAAGCUGCGGGAGAUGCUGAAGGAAUCGGAGACGCAUCACGACACGAUGUACCACUCUGGCAUCGCAUCUAGACUCGCGCAAUAG
Molecule: messenger RNA, 1404 nt
Organism: Closterium sp. Yama58-4
Lineage: Eukaryota; Viridiplantae; Streptophyta; Zygnematophyceae; Desmidiales; Closteriaceae
Source: the annotation of a GenBank genome assembly